CUACUGCUAACUUAAAUGAGUGAACCACCAAAGGCACAUUUAGCCUCUAGUUUGUCCUUAUAUUGAACAAUUUGGAGAAUAUAUUUAUACAUUCAGAUAAACGUAACUAGUCGAAGUUGUUAGGGCAAACAGUUGAGUAAAAAAACCAAACGCUUUAAAGCUGAGUUUCCGUUGGAGAAGUUACUGCUGGUGUAACGAGGAUUUCAGUCAACCAGACGCAGGAUGUGCUAACGUUAAGAUGCCUUCUUUUGACUUGCUGCAUAAGGUCGAGCAGUUUGUGAAACAUGGAACGUUUUCUGAAGACGCAUCAAAGACCUCGAAGAAAGUGACCAAAGCUGCGAGCAAAAAGUUCAUCUAUAAAGAUGGCUGUCUGUGGCGUUCGUACCGAGGCCGCCUCCUCCGAGUCGUCAAGAGCGACCAGGAGGUGAGGGAACUCAUGGUCCGUUUCCAUGACAACAACCACCACGCCGGCCGGGUCAAAGUAAUAAAAGAGAUAAUGCUGAGGUACUACUGGGUUGGAGUGACGAAAGUUGUGAAGUCCUGGAUCAAAGAGUGCGCUGUUUGUCAGAACCGAAGUGUCCCAGAACCGCAUGAACCCCCCGUCCAGGUCUGCCUGGCCUACGGCUGCGACGCAACCAGCUACAUUUACCCCGAGCUCAGCUUCCACAGGUUUCCAAAAGUGGAAGAGCAACGGCGACGUUGGCUGGCGGUGGCUCAGAGGGACGAAGGCUCGCUGCGCACAAAAUCCUGCCUCUGCUCGAAACACUUUGAGCCGUCCUGCUUCACGCUGAGCGACGAGGGUCAGAUGACUCUGUCACCAGACGCCGUACCCACCAUCAUCCCUGUGACAGCGCAGGAGGACCAGGUUCCUGUCGCUUCAGAUGAGGACUUCCUAUACUCCAGCAGCGUUGAAGACCUCUUCUCUGCUGCCAGGGGAAGAACCAGAAGCCCCACCGAUCAAACCUCCGAACGACCCGCGGAGUUGCAGGAGCAUCAGUACUGCCUCCCAGGUCCAGACACUAGAGACAUCCAGAAAGUGAUGGAGGUAAAGAGGAGGAAGACACUCAUCGAGCCGAGCUUCAAGCUGUUCAACCAGAUCGCCAGGUAUCUGAGCCACAGAGUCUUACCAAUGCAAAACAAGAAAUCCAGAGGUAGUUUGAAAAGGAUGAGUAAGCGCUUUGGGCUAAAAGACGGUGUGCUGAUGUACACUCAAGUCUCUCCUCCUGUCCGAGUGCUACGCAGCAGAGCAGAGGUGAACUCGAUCCUGCAUCAGUUUCAUGACGACCAGAAUCACUGCGGGCUGGGAGUCUGCCAGCGUGAGAUCACAAAGCGCUUCUACUGGGACAGCAUGACCCGGGAGCUGGCCCGCUGGGUCUCCUCCUGCCAGACCUGCAUCAACAGGACCAAGAGGAGGUGGCUCCGCUGCAGCGUCCAGACCUGCCCCAACGGCUGCGGGCCGGUGGAGCGCGGCCUCGGCCUCACCUUCCAUAAGUUUCCUCUGGACAACACGGCUCUCCUGCGUCAGUGGUUGAAGGCGGUCGGUCGUCCUCACUGGCAUCCUCGGCUCGGCUCGUCCGUUUGCUCGUCCCACUUCACCGAGGACUGUUUCGACCGCAGCGGGGAGAAGGUCACGGUCCGUCCAGACGCCGUGCCAACACUUAUGGUGCACGGCGGCGAACAAGAGACUCCAAUCAGAGGUCCAAUCCAGCCUGGAGUAGAUGAAGCCUAUUUUGCUAAGUAUGAUGCCGUGGAGCUCUACCUGAGCAAACAGACUUAUCCUCCUGGACUCAGCUACGUGGAGAAGAACACCUUCAGGAGGUUCUGCAAGAAGUAUUGCAUCAAAGGCGGCAGGCUGCACAUAGAGAAAGGAGGCCGGCUGUGUUUGAUCCUGAGGAGCCGGCAGAGAGUGGAAGAGGCCCUGGUGGAAUUCCACGACGAGCUGAACCACCUCAACGCCAACAAGUGUCUCAGACUGCUCAACGAAAGGUACUUCUGGAAAACGAUGCGACCUGAUGUGGUGCAGUGGAUCAACAGCUGCUCGGAGUGCAGCAGGAAGACCAAGAAGAAGAAACCAGAAAUCCAAACACAGUCACACACAGCAGAAUCUCCUCUGCAGACGCUGAGAUCUCCACAGAACCCUGAGGAUCUAGACCGUGGGAGGGAUGCCCAUGAUCACAGCGAUGAUGGCGAGAAUGGUGUUGUGGAGCUUGAUGAAGAUGUUGGUGAUGAAGAGAGUUGGACAACACCGAUUCUAGAGGCCAGAGGGGAGAACCCUGUGCCCCCUCCGUCUUUAACUCCCGCCAGAAUUCCCAUCCUCGUUCAUCUGAAAACACCCAUUACGUUUCAGUUGAGUACUCCCAUAAUCCUCCAGCCAAGGACUUCUAACGACCCUAUCCUGGGCAGACUUUUCCAGAAGCAGACAAACCCCUCCAACAGUGUAGACCCGGUCCAUCUGAACCCUCAGAUAGAGGAGCAGGCUGGACCUCAUGACCAGAAGGAGAGUGUUUCUCAGGCCAGAACCCUUCACUUCGUCAAAGUCCAGAACAUCAUCAACUCUCUCCCAGAGUCACAUUCUGCACCUGAGAUCACAGCUAAACACAAAGCUCCACAAACUAGGACCGAGGCAAUUACACCUCCAGGUCAAAGCAGAGGGCUAAACACCCAAACCAAGAGCCCGGGCAGCACCCAGCAAACGAGGAAGAGAAGGAGAGACCUGGACGGGACGUCUCCGGCUAAAAAGAUCUCCAGCUCUGGUCUGGAGCCUGUCGUGGCCCCGAGCUCCAAACCCUGGCCCGUCUUCACCAUCGCUGACUCAACCCCGGCGCAGACAGCCAAACCCCCUCCUAAUGUGGACAGCGCCACUCCCCUGCAGAGGAACAGGACUCUUCAGGCCCGGACGGUCAUCCAGCAGUGCAGCGAGGCCAGGGUUAAAAUCCAACCAGCGCACGACGGGGCCGACGCUCAGUGGGCCGAGAUCCAGGAGGGAUUGGUGGUUUACGUUUGCUUCUUCCAUGGAGCCACGGAGGAAGUCGCUCAUGAGAUGGCCAGCAGUCUGAUGACCACCAAGUUUUUCCGUAAAGACACCGGACACUCUGUCUCUGUUCUCAACCUUCCCGGGAGCGUUUUAUUCAUCCCCCAGGACUCCCUGCUCGGGGAGGUGGGGCCCAAGAGGAGUAGGCAGUACAGAGGUGGGGGUGAGCUGUGGUUGGGGGGGCAGCUCUUCUCCACCCUGAUCUCUGCCUGCAGGGAGAUCAUGUCCGGCUCGCUGAAGUGUAGGAUGGCCGGCGUGAAGGUGGAGCAGGGGGCUUACGGACAGAAACAGGAGAUCAGCCUGAAGUCUGCGGAGCCGCUGACGCUGCUGCUGGAGUUCUGAGGGGGGGGGGGGUUAAAAACAGACACUGUGUGUAUAAAGCUACACCCCCCACCCUGAAAAGCCUCCAUUGGACUCCUUUGUUUACUUCCGGAACCCAGAGACAUCACUAAGUAACAAACACACUUUUAUUGGCUAUCGUUUCAACACAUUGUACGUGAUAGGCUAAGGGGCGGGACAUCUCUAAGCAGUUGACCAAUCACAGCAGAGCCGGCCAGCUUUCCGACCUCUUUCAACAUUCGAAGCAGGGUGACAUGUCACAGGAGAGGCAGACAAUACAGAUUUGAUCCUGAAAAUAUGGACAGAAACACUGAGGCAAUUCUUUCUUUGUAUACUUCUGUUAUUGAGUAAAUAUAAUACUCUAAUUGUUUAGAGUACAUCCUUUGUUUAUACUGUAUAGUUGAGAGCAAAAAUACAAAUAUAAUUAAACGUGUUUUAUUGUAUUUAACUGUCUUUCUCUUAUAUAUAGGUAACAAGUAUAUUAAUAUAAUGGUAUUUUGGUACUUUGGUACUUUUUGCUCGGGUUAAUUUAAAUAGUUCAACUGAUUCCCUAAUUGUUUUUGUGCUGUGUUACUACUUUAAAAUGGUCUGGUUGUCGUUAAGGGCUUGAAUGUCUUUCAAUACAAAUGUCUACACAAAGAUAAACCAAACAAUAAAUACAAUUAUAAAUAAAUUAUACGGGGAGGCAAAAGAGGAAUGAGAGAAAAAACAGAGAAGGAACAAAUAAAACAAAUGCCAAAUGAAAUUCAGGAUCAUUUUAUUGUGAAUGAAACAAAAUUCAUAAAUACAGAAAUGAAUCCAGUUUAACUUUCUGUACUUUAGGACCUAGAAAACAUGAAAUCUGCUUCUUUAUUUUUCAUUUGCAUAGCUGCUACACUGCAUAAAUAAUAAAGUCACUGCCAAACUCUUUGUGUUUAACUAUAGGCAAUAACAGAUAUUACAUCAAUGAAAAAGACAUUCGAACAUAGCAAAGAGAAAAAGGAGCGUGGAAGUGUGGGUCCGUUAGACAAGACUAUUUAUUACUGGUGGGUACGUUUGACAUACUGAAAUAUACAAACAAUGAAGUUUGGAGCAAUAAUCAGUAGUUUGUAAUAAACAGUAAGAAAACAUUCAA
Eleginops maclovinus (Patagonian blennie) is the source of this 4484-nucleotide messenger RNA. RefSeq lists its product as uncharacterized. Gene Ontology annotation, cellular component: cytoplasm. The coding region runs from base 239 to 3373 and encodes 1044 amino acids. The transcript has 19 exons. Lineage: Eukaryota; Metazoa; Chordata; Actinopteri; Perciformes; Eleginopidae. Gene Ontology annotation, molecular function: D-aminoacyl-tRNA deacylase activity. The record is from RefSeq and is a predicted model, not a curated record.